AUGGUUGUAGGCAGGUGCCUUGGCUUCCUUUUCGGCUCUAUGUAUCACGAGGUUCUCUCCGUCUGCGCAUGCCUCAUCGACCACCCACCACCAAUUCUCAGUCCAAUUUCAUUGCGUUUACUUGGUGAUCAACUCGGGCACACGAGUCUCUUUGGAAAUACACCGUCUCAUCGCAACAGUAGCAAUAGCCACGGACAGAGAGGAUUCCGCAAUUGCGUGUACAGGUGCGGCUUCGAACACGCGUUGCUUUGGAAGGAAUUUGAACGGCGUAAGCGCUACAUGCCUGUCAGUCUAGCGCAUGACUCCUUCACGCCGUCGUACCCGAACGACCAGUUCAGACAUUUUGAAUUUCGUUCAUUUGUUUCGACUCGGGACGCGGAACACGGUAUUCUCAACCAUCAGACUUGCGUGGACGACAAUCUACUCGGUAGUCUACCAAAGCACCUCUUUGCUGUUACGUUCUAUUCCUGGGAGGCCUUUGACCAACUCCGACCGGCAGAGACAGCUUCCUCGGAUCCACUGCGUAGACCUCAGUUUCGGGGAAACGCUCGAAAAAUACCUGGAAACGCUCGGACACCACAGAGAUGGUUUGUUCUUGCUAUCGAUUGA
Guyanagaster necrorhizus is the source of this 609-nucleotide messenger RNA. RefSeq lists its product as uncharacterized. The record is from RefSeq and is a predicted model, not a curated record. NCBI's taxonomy places the organism in Eukaryota, Fungi, Basidiomycota, Agaricomycetes, Agaricales, Physalacriaceae. The transcript is spliced from 4 exons. Bases 1 to 609 code for a protein of 202 amino acids.